Molecule: messenger RNA, 513 nt
Organism: Aspergillus calidoustus
Lineage: Eukaryota; Fungi; Ascomycota; Eurotiomycetes; Eurotiales; Aspergillaceae
Source: the annotation of a GenBank genome assembly
AUGAAGUACAACGCCUCUCUGCUGAACAGUAAGCCGCGUUCUUCGACCUCACCAACGUCUACGGCGAUGUUCAUGGCAAGUCCUUCGGGAUUGCUCGAACCAAUAUUCUUUCACUGGUGGGCUCAGAUGAUUCAUCUGGUGGGCUAUUCUCGAUGCGUCCCGAAUCAACCAUUCUGCAGGCACAAUGCUCAGAAUACCUGGAAUAAGAAUAUCGUCGAGUUCGCAGAGCGGCAGCGCCACCUGAAAGAAAAGUCCAAGUUCGGCUGCAAAUGCGAGCUGUGUUCGCUGCCGCUUUGUAAGCGGGAACUAAGCGACGAGCAGCUUAUGAAGAUUCAAGGUAUUGACAGGUUCAUCGGAGAAGUCUUUUUGGGUGGCGGAGAUCCGGUGGCGGCGCUGAAUCUCUUGAGAAUGAUAUUUGGUCUCUUUGACAAGGAAGGUAUCUGGGAUGGUACAAUUACUCGAGCUUACAAGGACGCAUUUAAUAUCGCCACGGAAAAUGAUGAUGCUGCAUAA